Sclerotinia borealis F-4128 is the source of this 2886-nucleotide messenger RNA. NCBI's taxonomy places the organism in Eukaryota, Fungi, Ascomycota, Leotiomycetes, Helotiales, Sclerotiniaceae. The record is from the annotation of a GenBank genome assembly.
AUGUCGAGUUUUCAAGAUACUGGUAAAUGGACCGCCUCGGUGGUCAGGAAAGAAUUCUUAAACUACUUUGAGAAGAAUGCUCAUUCUGUUGUACCAUCGUCCUCUGUGGUCCCUCACAAUGAUCCUACUCUCCUCUUUACGAAUGCUGGUAUGAACCAGUUCAAGCCGAUUUUCCUCGGCACAGUGGGCAAGACGGAUAAUAUGGCACAAUUGAAGAGAGCGGUGGAUACACAAAAGUGUAUUCGUGCUGGAGGAAAACAUAACGAUCUAGAUGAUGUCGGAAAGGAUAGUUACCACCAUACCUUCUUUGAGAUGUUGGGAAAUUGGUCGUUUGGCGAUUACUUCAAGACAGAUGCUAUUGGAAUGGCAUGGGAGUUACUCACAAAAGUCUACGGGUUAGACUCAGAUCGAUUAUACGUCACAUACUUUGAAGGAGAUUCGGAGAAUGGCGUCCCUGCGGAUUCUGAGGCUAAGGAGUUAUGGCUGAAGGCUGGAGUUAAAGAGGACCAUAUCCUGACAGGAAACAUGAAGGAUAAUUUCUGGGAGAUGGGUGAGACAGGGCCUUGUGGACCUUGUAGUGAGAUCCAUUACGAUAGAAUAGGAGGAGGGCGCAAUGCUGCUCAUCUCGUCAAUCUAGAUGACCCUAACGUCUUGGAAAUCUGGAAUAUCGUCUUUAUCCAAUUCGAUCGACAGAAGGAUAGAUCAUUGAAAACUCUACCAGCUAAGCAUAUUGAUACUGGUAUGGGUUACGAACGAUUGGUAUCGGUAUUGCAGGACAAAUCCUCGAAUUACGACACUGAUGUUUUCUUGCCAUUGUUUGCCAAGAUUCAAGAAGUCACAGACGCCAGACCAUACACUGAUAAGUACGGAAAGGACGAUACCGACGGGAUCGAUACUGCUUACCGUGUCAUUGCCGAUCAUAUUCGUUUACUGACUUUUGCUAUAUCCGAUGGAGGUGUUCCCAACAACGAAGGACGUGGUUAUGUUGUUCGACGUGUUCUGAGAAGAGGAUCCCGAUAUGCUCGAAAAUACUUCAACGCCGAAAUUGGUAGCUUCUUCUCUAAGAUUUUGCCAGCCCUCGUUGAACAAAUGGGCGAGCAAUUCCCCGAGAUUGUCAAAAAGCAACAAGACGUCAAGGAGAUUCUGGAUGAGGAGGAAGAAGCUUUCGCCAGAACUUUGGAUCGUGGUGAGAAGAUGUUUGAGAAAUAUGCCGCGCAAGCCAUCAAGACAAACACCAAGAAACUCUCUGGCGCAGAUGUAUGGAGAUUAUACGACACUUUCGGUUUCCCAGAAGAUCUGACCAAGAUCAUGGCUGAAGAGCGUGGCCUUGAGACAGAUGAUGGGGAGAUUGAGAUUGCAAAAGAGAAGGCGCGUGAAGCUAGUAAAUCCGUUAAGGAGGCUGCCCACACUUUCGCGAAAUUAGAUGUUCAUCAAAUUGCCGAGCUUGACAAUAUGGGUAUUGCUCGACCCAAUGAUGAUGCCAAAUUUUCGAGAGGCGACUCAAAUGGCAAGGUCCAACUCAUUUACGAUGGCAAGAGCUUUCUUAAGAGCACGGCAGAUUUGCCAAGUGACAAGCCGUUUGGUCUUCUCCUAGAUAAGACCAACUUCUACGCUGAACAAGGUGGUCAAGUUUUCGAUACCGGUAAGAUCAUCAUUGAUGGUGUUGCGGAAUUCAAGGUCCUUGAUACUCAAGCAUACGGUGGAUACAUUGUCCACAAUGGUUACAUGGACUAUGGAAGCUUCAAGGCUGGAGAUGAAGUUAUUUGCGAAUACGACGAAUUAAGGAGACAACCCAUCCGCAAUAAUCAUACUGGUACCCACAUUCUCAACCAUGCAUUGAGAGAGCACUUAGGAGAAGAUAUCAACCAAAAGGGAUCACUUGUCGAUCACGAGAAAUUACGCUUUGAUUUCUCGCACAAAGCCCAAGUCACACUACCAGAACUCAAGAAGAUUGAGGAUUCUUCGAAUUCUUACAUCAAACAAAAUUGUAAGAUUUACUCGAAAGAUGUCGAUCUUGAUAUUGCAAAGGGUAUUGAGGGUGUACGUGCUGUCUUCGGCGAGACAUACCCAAAUCCCGUUCGAGUGGUCUCCGUUGGUGUCGAAGUUGACGUUCUGCUCGCCGAACCAAAGAAUCCAGAAUGGCGAAAGGUCAGUGUUGAAUUCUGCGGUGGAACUCAUGUAGACCAGACUGGUAUCAUCAAAGACCUUAUCAUCGUCGAGGAGAGCGGCAUUGCCAAAGGAAUUCGAAGAAUCAUCGCUUAUACUGGUGAUGCCGCGCAUGAGGUACAGAGAGUUGCCUUAGCAUUCGGUCAACGUAUUGCUGCUUUAGAUGUUGUGCCUCAUAGCGUAGAGAAAGAACAAGAGGUCAAAGCAACACAAAAUGACUUGAACCACCUCACUGUUUCGGUACUUGCCAAGGAGGACCUAAAGAAGAAAUUCGCCAAGGUUCAAAAGGAUGUUCUUGAUGAGCAGAAAAAAAAACAAAAAGCGGAAUCCAAGACCGCUCUGGAUACUGUUACUGCUCACUUCGCCGAUCCAAAGAACAAGGACAGCACUGCGUAUAUUGCACAAUUGCCAAUCUCUGCUAAUUCCAAGGCUAUUAACGAUGUCAUGAACCAUUUCAAGUCCAAGGCAAAGGAUAAGACAGUUUAUCUUUUUGGAGGCAGUGCUAGUGAAGGUGCUGUUGUGCACGGAGUUUAUGUCGGUACAGAUGCCGCGUCAAAAGGCGUGAGUGCCGAGCAAUGGGCCGCAGCAGUCUCAGAGGUCGUAGGAGGCCGAUCCGGUGGCAAGGAGCCAACUCGUACUGGUCAAGGUACUAACUCUGAUAAGAUUGAGGAUGCAGUUGCUGUUGCCGAGAAAUGGUUUGCGGAGAAGUUAAAGCUUUGA